AUGUAUAAUUUGUACCGUAUAUCGUCGAGUAUUUCUGUGAAUCUUCCCGUUCCAUCUUCUACAGAUUGGACAAGUGCAUUAGAAGUUCGAGGGGAGGCACCAGACGAACUCCUGGUAAUACCACCAUGGACUACUGGAGCAUUGUAUCUGGUAACUAUUGAUCCCGAAACAGAUGGACUGGUGCUUGAAUCCCCAUUCCGGUUAACCGACCUGGCGCCAUGCUCCCUCGAAACAAAUGGCAGCAUUUCCAGUCCAUCGGGGUCUUGGGAUACAGAUCUUACUGGAAAAAUUGCAAAACAAAAUCCGUAUGAGAGUUCAACUAAUAGAAAACUGUUGAAGGAUACAUAUAAGAGAAGGCAGCACAUGUGUUCUCUAGCUAAUGAAACAGAAACCUCGAAAAAUUCUAACCUUCACUACAUUCCACCCUAUUAA
This is a messenger RNA of Striga asiatica, 432 nucleotides long. The record is from the annotation of a GenBank genome assembly. NCBI's taxonomy places the organism in Eukaryota, Viridiplantae, Streptophyta, Magnoliopsida, Lamiales, Orobanchaceae.